Pectinophora gossypiella (pink bollworm) is the source of this 3767-nucleotide messenger RNA. It is a transcript of the gene Nop17l, whose product is annotated as protein kintoun. The record is from RefSeq and is a predicted model, not a curated record. Gene Ontology annotation, cellular component: cytoplasm. The transcript is spliced from 3 exons. Lineage: Eukaryota; Metazoa; Arthropoda; Insecta; Lepidoptera; Gelechiidae. The coding region runs from base 106 to 2712 and encodes 868 amino acids. Gene Ontology annotation, biological process: axonemal dynein complex assembly.
AAUAAACAUUUCCUCUGUGAUAAGCCAGCGCAGUCAGCUGAAAAAUUGUAAUUUUUGUGAAUGCGUAGUAUUUAUUUAUAAAUCAGCCAGCUGUAGCUAUACAAGAUGGCAACAGGAGUACCACCUCGAGAUGAAGACAGGACGCUUACGCGUAUGGAUCUUGAAGCACUUCAAGAUGCAAUGAAGAGCAAGAAGUUUCGAGAUAUGUUCAAUGAGUACGUCGAGGAAGUACGUGACCCGGCGAAUCAAGCUCUCUAUCAGAAAGAAAUGACCCAACUUGAGAAGGAACGGGGUUAUGAUGUGACUUUCAUCAAUCCUAAGGGAGGCUAUGUUAUAAAAACAAGCGUUGCGGGUGACAGGAAGGCAUUUAUAAACAUUUGCAGUAACGACAACAUUGGCAAGCCAUCUUGCAACGUCCAGGAGGUGAACGGGGAGCGAGGUAUGAACUGGCAAAUACCGUAUACCAUGGUUCCUCCACGGGAAGACUACACUAAUAAAAACGUAAGGUGUGUCAUAUAUGACGUUGUUUUCCAUCCCGACACUCUGCGGAUGGCUGAGGUUAACAAACGUUUCAGGGAGCUAGUAAACAAAACCGCUUUUGAAGGCUUGAAAAAAACUUAUGAUAUUCACUUGGAUAACAAUAAUUGCCGGUUUCCAAAGUCGUACUAUAAAGGUAUGGCUGUACCUUCUGUCAUAAGGACUGAAGAUCCUGACUAUAAACCUCCAACAGAUGAGGAAGAUACAGGUUUGUCACCAGAAAUGAUGGAAAAGUUAUAUCCUCAACGUUCAUAUCCUCAGAGUUCUGCACCCAGCUCCGAACCAUCCUGUAAAACCCAAUCUGCAGCCCCAACAGAAACAAAACCCCAACCAUCUCAACAAAAGAGAAAAAUAAGAAGAGGACCAGCUGAAUUUACUCAUACUACUGAUAAUGGAUACACUAUACCAAAAUAUGUAAUUAAACAACAAAAAAAUGUUGAUUUUCAAGACUUCACUUAUGAAAAAGACUGCAAGCAAUAUUCAGCUAUUCCAUGCCAAAUAGUCGUGGAAAUAAAUCUUCCCUUACUAUCAUCUACAAAAGAUUGCACUCUAGAUGUGCAGGAGAAGCAUUUGGCCUUGAAAUCUGAGAAGCCUGCCAAAUACAAGCUUAAUAUUUCUCUCCCUUAUUCUGUAAAUGAUGAAUGUGGAAGUGCUAAAUUCGACAAAACUAGGCAUACACUUAUUGUUACUUUGCCAGUAAUCAGAAAACAUAUGUCCAGUGCAAAUACCAGUUCUUUAAAAGUUGACAGUGGUGUUGAGAGUGAAGAAAACUCUGGUUCUCAAAGUGAAGAGGAGAAUAGUAAAGAAAACUUGGUUGUAGAGCUGUCAUCCACACCUGCAGAACCAGCUGUUGAAGUUCCUCAGGUGUCUAGUCCUAGAAAAGAGUCAUUCUUUAAUCCAUCUCAUGGUUACAUCCUGCCCUCCUACACACAUAAUGCUUUAGAUGACAUUAUAGCUUUUACGUUCCAUAUUAAAAAUACAGAACCUGAUUCAGUAAAAGUAAAAAAAGAAGAAAAUAAGAUACUGAUUAAGUUCACCUCAAUUGGCUCAGGAUUUGUGCCUGUUCACUAUGGAGCUAUUAUAAAAUUUGAUGAAUGUGUUAACUUUGACAAUGUGACUGGUGAAGCUUGGGAUAACAAUGUGAUACUUCAAAUGGAACUUGCUGGUCAAGUACCCCAAAAAUUCCACAUUGGUUUGUGUGAAGAUUCUAUGAUAACUGAAUAUUUUGAAGUGUCCCAAGUGAAGAAGACAUUGAAAGUGGAUUCUGAAGAUUCACUAACACCUCAUGAAGAUGUCCCAUCGCCAGUAGUUGAAGUUACUAAUUUGGGCACAGAAACAAACAUAGUUGUAUCAUCAACAACAUCUGAACUUGAUGAGGAUGAUGAUGAUAUUGAUUCCCCUACAACUGGUGAGGAAAUAGUCUGGACAGGUCCUAGUCCAGCUGAAAAUGGAGCCAAGAGUAUACUACGUAACCCCAUGACCACAAUGAGGAGUUUUUCCGAAUCCAGUGUUGGAGAUGUAGCAUCAUCCAUGGACUACAUUAGCUCUGACUGUAUUCCAGAAGAGUCAAGUUUCAAAAAGACUGUUAGGUUUAGUGAUGUCAUUGCAAAGCAAUUUUAUAGACACAAUUCUUCAAUUGAAGGUCAGAAAAAGAAGAAUCAACGUAAAAAAAGUAAAAAACGCAGUCAAGAGCGUCGUAAGAGCGAAAGCGAAGCUGAAGACGAUUUAUCUACCUUAAUAAAGUCUACAAAGCCAAAGUUGAAAUCGGUUUUGAAACAGCGUCGUGACAGCGGCUUGGCAGACACUUCUGACGCAGAAGCAGAUUGCAGAAACACCCCAGUGGACUAUGAGCCGACAUUUUAUUCAAGAGAAGAUGAAGGAGAGAAUGUUGAACAUUCAAAACCAACAAAUGACAUGACUGAAAAUAAUGAUACCAGUGAGAAAUCUGUGUUUAACAUUGUUGACAAUGGAAACAUUAAAGGUAAUGAUGAACCUCCCAUUUGGGAAUCUGAAGCCUCAGAAAACAAACAACCCAAAGCACCAGAGAAAACUGAGAGCAUCACCUGCGAAAAUAUUAAACAUAACACAGAGUUCUAUGACCCUGACAAACUGAACAAGGGACAAUAUCUAGAGGUAACAUUUAAAAAUGAUCUCAUAUUUGACUUGGACAUGUGAGAUUUGCCAUCUUUAUUAAUAAGUUCUCUGAAUUGGGGUAACUACUUAGCAUGUUAUUAUAAUUAGCUGUAGAACCACCAGUGGAGUUUUGUUGAUUAUUUUAAGUAUGAGUAGUUUAGAGUUAUAUUGAUUUCUUUAAAAGUCUAACAAUUAAAUUAUGUUCCUUUAUUAUUAUAAUUAUGUAUGACUUACUAUUGGUAGAACUUGCUAUGUUUAUGGCAAUAGUUUAGGUUUCAUAUACUGCAUGACCUGAUAUAUUUAAAAAUCCCAGUUUAAAUUAGUGAUUGUCAAUUAUUAAUUAUUUUAAAUUAAUGAGCAUGGAUGUCAUAUUUACAACCAAGUUAAUGAAUUAUACUAUUGAAAAGUAGUAAAAUAUUGAAUGUGGUCAUAUACAGCUACAAGUAAAAUUUUAUUAGUAUUGUGUACCUUUCUUUAAAAAAAAAAUAACGACGUGCUCAUGUUAGACAAUAUUGUAGUUGAAUUUUCAAUGCAUUUUAAUGGUACAAAUUAGAUUAAGAUAUUGCAUCUGAUUACGAAUUGUAUGAAUACAUGCACCUGGGAUAAUUAAAGUAUAAUUGCACAUUUUUACACGAGUAGAAUGCUAGAUAUACACGCAUGUUUGUUCAAGUUAUUUCGAAAAUAUACCUACCUACUUGUAGAUUUAACGCUGCAAAAGUUAUUGCAAAUAUUUUUAAUUCAGAAUUUUAGAUUAAUAACCAGUGAUCCGAAAUUUUAACACUGAAUUAACAAUAAAGCAAUAGUGCAUUAUCGUAAAAAAAAAGAAACUUGGAAAGAACGUACAAAUGCAGCAAUUUUAAGCAGCAGUAAAUAAUUUAAUGGCUCACACUUAACAGUGCCUUUUGUAUUGGAAAAUAUUAUCAUUUUAGAUUUUUUAUUAUACACAAAUAGUAUAUUAUAGACUGUUGUCAUAAACCGGCAUUUUAGUGAUCAGAAUGUGUGUCGAAGAUGGAUGCAAGUUUGUUUUAUGUGAAGUUAUUAAUCAUGUCUACGAAAAGAUUGUGAUUUGUGAAGGUAUUACACGAAUCUAAAUAAAA